GGAUGUUAUGCUCAAACAGGCAAAUAAAUGAGGAGUUGGCUAUUCUAGAAAAGCAUCUCAUAAAAAAUGGAUACCUGAUGAAGUUCAUUACGAAAUGCAGAAAAGAAUAACCCAAGGAUGAUAAACAGCAAGCUGAAAGAAGAAAACCUAUCUUCAUGCGCAUUCCGUUCAAUGGUGAUGAGGUUUCAGGAAGAAUCGAUGGAAGAGUCAAGGCGGCACUAAAAAUUAACUUCUCUGUUGCUCAACAGUUUUCACUAUACAACACCAAGUGUUCAUUAAAUCUUUCAAAGAUAGAUCAAAACCCUACCGAUGUCAUCUCCAAAAGCAUUUAUGGAUUUACAUGUACCUGCGUUGGCAACUACUUAGGAAGGACAGAAGAAAUGGUCUCUACAAGGUUUUAUGAACAAAUUCCUAGGAACCUACGACUGAAAGCUGGUAAAGUCUUUACAAGUGCAAAUUCCAGACUCCUUUUGGAUAGUAGACAUGAGGUAAAUGUAAGUAAUGUAUUUGAAAUAAUUAACAGACAAGAAACACCAACCUUACAUCUUUCGGCGAAGGCCAUCAAACGUUGUUACUGACUGACCUUACCUAUGUAUACUGAAGGAAAUGUGAUUAGCCUUUCCCAAUUAUGGUGAUUUGUGUUUCGUCUAAUAAGUUUUAUUAAUCUUAAUUUAAAAUCCUUUUUUCAACACUAUCCCCAACCUUUUAUCUUUGUU
Schistosoma guineensis is the source of this 716-nucleotide messenger RNA. Lineage: Eukaryota; Metazoa; Platyhelminthes; Trematoda; Strigeidida; Schistosomatidae. The record is from the annotation of a GenBank genome assembly.